Gadus chalcogrammus (walleye pollock) is the source of this 3640-nucleotide messenger RNA. RefSeq names its product nudix (nucleoside diphosphate linked moiety X)-type motif 9 (gene nudt9). The transcript is spliced from 8 exons. Gene Ontology annotation, molecular function: ADP-ribose diphosphatase activity. Bases 1075 to 2124 code for a protein of 349 amino acids. The record is from RefSeq and is a predicted model, not a curated record. Lineage: Eukaryota; Metazoa; Chordata; Actinopteri; Gadiformes; Gadidae.
GCUCCGCCCGCCGCUGCGCUGCUCGAGUCCGCCAUGACGGCUCUCCGAAGGACGCGUUCAGUCGACGGAUUCCGGGGAGUCUCGGCUCGGGGGUAACGGCUCGGCUCACUGGCAGUCGAAUAUCGUAUAAAAACGUCGGUGUUUCGUGGUGAAAGCGGCGCUCCUCGAUCAGGCCUCUUCUACUACCGAGUGAACGGAUGAACAGCGCGCGGAUCUGAAGCAACACUGAGCGUAAAUGCGCGUGCCAAACUACGGUAAUAGAGGAAUGCUCGUUUUGUUCGCCGGACCUGGGUGACCCGAGCGGGGUUAGAUCAGACGUCACCGGUCUGGAGGAGAAGCUCCACCCGAACCAGGCCACCGCGGACACUAAACACGCGCUCCCGUUGAAGCAGCAGCAGCCUCCUGAGUGGGCGUGCCGAGUGGCCACACAUUAUGUUAUGUUAAUUCAUUUAUGCUCUUAUUUGAUGUGGAGUAUUUGUUUCUAGAUAAUAUGUUAAUAGUAGGCUUUCUUUGCACGGCACGUCGUGCCCUCUCUGUUGACUAUCUUCCUAAUGGAAGAUAGGGUUCACUCAGGCGUUGUACAUGUUCGUCUUUAGUGAUGGUUGAACACUUCCAAGAUGAUAAACCUGCCCCACAUAAAGAUAACUACAGUGAUAGCUGAUCAGCCCAACUAUGAGCACAAUAUUAAUGGUGUUAUAUUUGCCUUAUCAUCUACUACUACACGGCUGAUCUAUCGCCUGUAGAAUCCACACCAGUCAAUGGCGUGUAACUACAUGAAGAGAUCCCAGCCAAACCAGUCAAAGGCAUGUAACUAUAGGAAGAUAUCCCAGCAAAAACAGUCAAAGGCAUGUAACUAUAGGAAGAGAUCCCAGUCAAAGGCGAAAGGAAAAAAUCCUAGCACACCAGUCAGGCGCGUAACCGGGCAGGCAGGAACACGCGACGUGGACGCGCCCUGGGCCGUGACGUCACUGCAGCGUUCUGCAGCGCUGCUUCCGGGUCUCUGCUUCCGGGUGGGCGCUGCCGGGAGCUGUUGCCUGGCUGAGAUGUUGUGAUCCUCAUUCUCGGAGUCAAGGAAUGAGACGACUCAGAUUGAAUCAGGACUGGAUCGGCCGGAUCAGACUCGCCCUAACCAUUGUCAGUUUGCCGUACGCGGUGUGCAAACCAGAAACCAGACUCUCUUCUUCCUCUCCUCUGUCAAUCAUCCACAGCGCAUCGGCCGCAGGCUGGGUUCAUAACCCCUACACAAACACGUUGAGGAUGACGUCAUCUACUGUAGCACCACCCCUCCAUCUCAAGUCCAGGUGCCAACCGUACCCCGGGUCACAAAUCAAGCGCUUCCCAGUGCCGGAUGACAAGGUGGACUGGGGCAAGGUGUGGCCGCAGUACCUCCCUGUGCAGCACACUGACCCCAACGUGGCCAGCAGACCCACCUGGGCCGACCCGGACCUGGGGUCCAAAGCGUUCUCCCCUCGGUUCAACUGCGUGGACGGGGCCGUGGACCGCACCAGCUUCCUGGGGGACUACGAGCUGCUGCAGAACCUGCCCCUGAACCCCCGGGGACGCACGGGUCUGGCCGGCCGCGGGCUGCUGGGCCGCUGGGGGCCCAACCACGCCGCGGACCCCAUCGUCACGCGGUGGAAGGUGGACGCCAAGGGGCAGAAGGUCUCCCACCCAGCGUCCAAACGGCCCGUCCUGCAGUUCAUCUCCAUCAAGAGGAAGGACUGUGGGGAGUGGGCUAUACCAGGGGGCAUGGUGGACCCCGGGGAGAUGGUGACGCUCACCCUGCAGAGGGAGUUCUCUGAGGAGGCCCUGAACUCCCUGGCCCUCCCCGCAGCCGAGCGGGCCCAGACCCACCAACGCAUCACCCAGCUCUUCACGGCCCCGGGCCUCCAGGUGUAUAGCGGCUACGUGGACGACCCCCGGAACACGGACAACGCGUGGAUGGAGACGGUCGCCGUCAACUUCCACGACGAGACAGGCAACAGCGUGAGCGAGCUGCCGCUGCAGGCGGGGGACGACGCCGGUCAGGUCACAUGGGUGGACCUGGACUCCGCCUUCCCGCUCUACGCCAGCCACUCCCACUUCCUGGAGACGGUCGCCAAGGAGAGAGGUGCACACUGGUAACCACGGGGACGAAACAGAGGGCGGCCGGAGAGAUGAAGGAACGACUGAAGACAAUGAAGGAACCGUAUCGCACUGAAGGCUCAAUGAGCACCGUCCCCGUGUUAGCCCUCACCCCGUGUUAGCAUCGACCCCGUGUUAGCACUGACCCCGUGUUAGCCCUCACCCCGUGUUAGGAUCGACCCCGUGUUAGCACUGACCCCGUGUUAGCACUGACCCCGUGUUAGCCCUCACCCCGUGUUAGCAUCGACCCCGUGUUAGCACCGACCCCGUGUUAGCCCUCGGUGUGGGACCUCAUUGGGCCUCCAGUAUGCCUCUAUAUUUAUUCCACCCUCUCCACUCUCCUCCUCGGAGGCUCAGGGUGAAGGACUUCAUGCCCGCUUCUGAUCGCUACUGAGUGAACCUGAAUGCUACACCUGUGUGCAUAUAACACAAUAACACAUUAUACAAAUGAGUAGCACUAACCUAACCCAAAACCAGAAUCAAACAUUACAUAACUGCUCACUGUGAGCCAUCCGCUAACUGCAGUGAGUCCACUGCUAAACGCAGUGAGCCGACUGCUGAAUGCAGUGAGCCGACUGCUAAACGCAGUGAGCCGACUGCUGAAUGCAGUGAGCUGACUGCUAAACGCAGUGAGCCGACUCCUGAAUGCAGUGAGCUGACUGCUGAAUGCAGUGAGCCGACUGCUGAACGCAGUGAGCCGACUGCUGAAUGCAGUGAGCUGACUGCAUUUAGCAGCACAUACUUCCAGCCCCCUCUCGCCGCCUCGCGCCUCACCGUCGUGUGGUUAGGAUACCUUGUGAAGACCGUCCCUCUGUGAUCAGUGAGCAUGGUGCCUCCACACACUAGACAGGCCUCCUGUUGGGGACUGCGCUGUCCUUUUUGGGUGGGAGCCGUCUGGACUUUGUCUUUCGUCUUCCAAACAGAUCACAUCCCACUGUCCCAGACCCGAUAAACCACAGAUUAUGAUGACUUUAGGAUGGUUACAUAUUUGAUAAAUACAUUUUUAUUUGAAGCUCCCCUAAUUGUGUGUGGACUGCAUGCUUGUGCCUGCGUGCUGCUUGUGUAGUAGACUUGUGUGUUUGCUGUAUGGUUCCUGGACUGUGAUUACGCACCCCCUGUUCCCAGACAUCCAAGUGCGGGCGGUGUCGGCUUUCGUAUCGAUCUGAGGUAGCGAGGUUUGGCUCGGGUUCUCUGGUCUGAUGAAGGAUGACUUCACCACGCGGCUGCGCCAUGCACAUUAAGGAACAGGGUCAAUCCGGUUUUCAUCUGUUCAUAGAGUACUAACGCACUUUUAUAUUGAUUCUCAAUGUUUUGCAACCAAAAAUAAGAAUGAAUAAAAAUGUUGAAUCAACUGGGAUCUUGUUGCCUGAUCCUUUGAUACCAACGUAGUGUUUUAACUGCUUGGAGUGCUUUUGAUAAGUCAUAAUGUGGGGAUGGCUAUUUUCUAGUUAUAAAUUAUAUUAAACACAACGCAACAUUUCAUACAAUUAGCUAUUUUUUUGUUGGGAUUCACCCA